AUGGCCGAUACGGACUCUAUCGAAAUAACCUUAGAUGUGGCUACCGAAGCGAACCCUAACGAAAAUAUGGGAGAUAAUACGGAGCAGGAGGAAGAGAACAUGAACAGAGAAACAAAGCGGCAGUCCAGGGCAUUUAGCGGCAAAGUGAUGAGUGGGCUGAUAGAAAUGCAGUUCCGCGAUGACAUGGCAUUUCUUCGCGGCAAAAAGAUGCGUAAUCUGAUCAAAAUGCUGGAAAGUUCAUCAGUUGAUGAUUUUCAAUUUUGUGGCAACGAAAAGAUGCAUGAACUGAUGGAAAAGCAGUUCUGUUCAUUGGCUAAUGAUAUGCCAUUUUAUGGAAACAGGGUACAUACUAUGUGUUAUGAGUUGUAUGAGGCGGCUUCUGAUAAAAAUGCAGAUGCAGAUAGAUUUGUUUAUGUACUGGAGCAAGUUUGUGCAGAAAAUAAAGUUGAUGUGGCCGCCAUUUUUAAUCAUGUCACUCCCACAGGUGAUUCGUUGCUUCAUGUUGCAGCCCAACAUGGGAGUGAACAGGUUUUAUGUCUUAUUGCUUUUCACUAUCCUAAGCUUUUGUACCAGACAAAUAUGAUAGGUGAUACUCCACUUCAUGUUGCUGCCAGAGCUAAGAAUCUUCUCGCCAUUAAGAACAUUCUCGACUUGGAUAAACAUUUCAUGACAUCUGAGGAGGUGGAAUCUAUAGAUAAAAUGGAGUUUAUCAUGUUACGCAACAAUUAUGGGAGGACAGCUCUGCACGAAGCUGUUUUGAGCAAGGAUUAUUCUGUGGUUCUUUUCCUUUUAGUUGCACAUAAGCGAAGUGAUCUGGCCACUUACUGGACUUGGAACUAUGAUUUUAGUUGUAAAUCGCCAAUGUAUUUAGCAGUUCUGAUAAGGGACAAGGAUAUUCUUUAUCUUCUCUUGAGGUUAAUUCCAAUCCCCUCUGGCAAAACCAUGUCAAAUGGGGACUCUCCACUUCAUGCUGCAAUAUCAGAACGAACUAAAGGUCUAUUGAAAAAGAUUGUUGAUACAAGAAAAGAGCUACUGGAUCAAAGGGAUGAGAACAACAACACUCCCUUUCAUUAUGCAGCAUACUCUGGUUACAUGGAAGGAGUUUGUAUAAUGUUAGAAACUUCUCCCAUGAUUGCUUUUCAACGAAACUCAGAUGGCAAUCUUCCAAUUCACCUCGCCUGCGAAGAGGGCAAUGUUGAAGUGGUCAAAAAGUUGCUUGAAAUGGAUUGGUCAUUAAAUGCUGGACUUUUCUUGAAUCAUAAAGGUCAAAACAUUCUUCACAUUGCAGCAAUGAAGGGACGAACUCAAGUGGUAAAAAAUCUAUUGAACCACCCCAAGAUUCAUCAUGACACUAUAAAUAAGGGAGAUAUAAAUGGAGAUACUCCCUUACAUUUGGCUUCAAGAGAAUUGCGUCUCUGGACUCUACUCCUUCUAUCACAAGACCAAAGGAUCGAUUUGAACCUAGUCAAUAACAAUGGUUUGACAGCUCGAGAUGUUGUUUGGACGCAACGUAGGAUUCCUGAGACACGUCAAGAGCUUCUAGCAACUGUAAUUUUAUAUAAUGCUGGUGUGGACGUGAAGGCAAAUAUGUUGAGCAUGCCACAAACAACAUCCAUCAAUAAAGAAUGGAAUGUGAAGGAUGCAGCCAACACACUCAUACUUGUAGCCAUACUCAUAGCUACAGUGACUUUUGCAGCUGGUUUCACAGUACCAGGUGGUUUUUACUCAUCGGAUGGCCCAAUCCCAAAACAAAAAGGCAUGGCACUUUUGGCCGAUCAAACCCUAUUCAAGAUAUUCAUGGCUUUUAACACUAUUGCUAUGUAUAGCUCCAUUAUUGGUUCUAUCAUUCUUCUGUGGGUCCCAAUUGGAGAUCAUCGUAUUGCAACACGAGCAUAUAAGCAUGCUCUGUUAUUUGUUUUUGUGGCCAUUAUAGCAAUGCCCGUUGCGUUUCUGGCUGCUAUACACUUGAUGGUGAGCAAUACCACUACAGUUGCACACGCCAUAAGUGUGAUUGGAUUCAUCUCCAUUUUCGUAAUGAUAUUUGUUGGUUGUCUAGGAUGGCUUCGACUUGAUAGUCGUCGUCCCGUGCUUCGUCCAAUCAUAGGCUUGUUUACUAGGAUCAUUCUUGUUUUAGGCUAUGGAUGCCAUGAUACUUGGUAUGGCGAUUUUGUCAGCAAAGUCAGCCAAGUCGAUCAAGAUGACGCCAAAAAUCAAAUCAAAUGA
Molecule: messenger RNA, 2223 nt
Organism: Neltuma alba
Lineage: Eukaryota; Viridiplantae; Streptophyta; Magnoliopsida; Fabales; Fabaceae
Product: protein ACCELERATED CELL DEATH 6-like
Exons: 3
Coding region: 1-2223 (740 amino acids)
Cellular component (GO): plasma membrane
Molecular function (GO): protein binding
Source: RefSeq, a predicted model, not a curated record